Messenger RNA from Arabis nemorensis, 276 nucleotides. Lineage: Eukaryota; Viridiplantae; Streptophyta; Magnoliopsida; Brassicales; Brassicaceae. The record is from the annotation of a GenBank genome assembly.
AUGCUGAACUCCAUCAUCAAGGGGCAGUUAAUGAUAACUGAUGAUGUAGCUUCUACAGUUGAAAGAGUCAGAACAGAAGUCUGCAAGAAGUACGAUGAUUUGCAUCAAAAAUUCAAGGAACUGUCUGAUCGGCUUAUUACUACUGCAGAAAUCCUCCCUACCAAAAGGAUGUUGAUGAGAGAAGAAUUUUAUGCCGUAGAGUCUUGUAAUGUAAUGAAUCUCAGAAGGGGUAAGGUCAUCCCAUCCGGAGAGGGAAAGCCCAAUGGUUUCACCUGA